GAUCAGGUCCGCCCGGACCGAAUCCCAGUCCCGGGCGUCGGCCUUGGCCUUCCAGUAGGCCUCCACACGAGCCGCGAUGUCCUCGACUUCUGCGCGCUCUGCGGUGAGCGGGAGAGCUCUUCUCCUGACUUCACGUCCGGGAGAAGCAUCUCCGGGACUGGCGCCGCGCCCGAAGGCGCCGGCCCAGGGCUCGCAGCCGCAGACCGCCUCCGGCGAAGUAUCACUGCCGGCCCUCAGACCGAUGUCGCGCAGAUAGCC
Messenger RNA from Symbiodinium sp. CCMP2592, 258 nucleotides. The record is from the annotation of a GenBank genome assembly. Lineage: Eukaryota; Dinophyceae; Suessiales; Symbiodiniaceae.